Molecule: messenger RNA, 2386 nt
Organism: Linum trigynum
Lineage: Eukaryota; Viridiplantae; Streptophyta; Magnoliopsida; Malpighiales; Linaceae
Source: the annotation of a GenBank genome assembly
UCCCAUCCUAAACCCAAUUCCCCAAUUUCCAAAUACGAUCCUUCCCCCUAGUUAACCCAUCAAAAAUCCAUGCAGACGCCGUCGACGCAGCUUAUUCGGGGCAUCCUCGACAACCUCAGCAGGGAUUCCCUCUCUCGCUGAUGUGAUAAAAUCGAAAAAGAAUAGCGGCCUUUCUUCUAUCCGACAUCCACCCAAUGGAAAUAAACCAGACGACAGAAGCAAUCCACUACCAGCCAAUAACCAUAGAUCCUCCCACCUACUUGCACCUUCCCCAAUCCAAGAUAAACCCCAUUUUCACAUCACACAAGACAACAAAAGAAGCAAAGAGUAGAUUUAUACUCUCCGAAGAAACCAUAAAUCAAACCCAUUCCCCCGCAGCUUGCAUCAUCACCAGCCACGAUCUCAUCCACUGGCAUCGCUGCCGCAGCACGGUCAUCCCUCUGCAUAUCAUCAACGCCAUCCCCUUCUGAUUCACUGCAGCAGUAGCUCAACAAUCCACUACCAGGCGGCUCUCAGCAAAACCCCAAACACAAUAGCAUCCUCCAUAAGCACCCACUCUACACCCCGCUCCUCCACAACAACGUUCCCAAAUAAAAAAUAAAGUCCUCUCCCUCAAAAUCAUGGGUGUCGACUAUGGGAAAGCCCUCUGCCAAAACCCGUCUCUCCACACCGCCACCGUAGACUCCAUCAAUGUCGUCGUCUCGUUCUGAUCAGCCCCGGUCGUUCUUCGGCGGUGCGACUGACCCAGAUCGGAGGACGGUAUUCGUGGUGGGAGCCGGGAGGAUAUGACCGGGAGAUUUUUUUUAUAAUUAUAGAAAAUUAAUUUUUAUCUCUUAAUAGUUGUGAAAAUGGGGUGGAAAGUUUAAAUGAUUAAAUUUUAUGUUUAAUUUAUUUUCAAAUUGUCACAUCACAUAUUUAACGGUCAACUAUAAGAGUUGACUGCCACGUUAGUCAAAGUUAAUGGAGUUGGACGGAGAGUGACCAAACUUGAAAUCUUUAAGUAAUUCUAGUGACCACGAAUGGAAUUAAAUAUUUAUAGUGACCAAACGUGAACGUUUUUAGUAAACACAGUGACCAAACUUGCAAUCAACCCGGAUAAAAUACAACACAAAUUAAAUGCAAAAACAAGUGAUUAACAGAUUUUAUUAUCGGUGGACAAUAAUCUCAUGUCGUGUACGUGAUCAGUAGCCUUCAAAAUCCAAGAAAAAUGGCUUUUCAAACCCGAAAUUUGUGAUGGUACCCUUUGGAAUCUAGUAAAAAUGGACUGGGGAAUAGCCUCAAUCAGAAUCCGUGAUCUAUAGCCUUCGAAAUCAAAGGAAAAUAUAAUUUCCAAAAAAUUGCCCAAAAUCUAUGAUGCCACCCCUUUGGAAUCUGGUGAAAAUGGACACGGGAAGAAUCUGCCACAAUCCUCGAUUAAUAGACUUCACCAUGGGUAGAGAAUAUCUUGAUGCUGAAUCAGUGAUCGGUAACCUUCAAAAUCCAUGGAAAACGACCUUUCAAAGAAACUGCAGAAAUAUGAGAUGGUGUACCCCUUUGAAAUAUGGCGAAAAUGGACCCGGAAUAAAUCCGCCCAAAUCGUCGAUUAAUAGACUUCAUCAUCGGUGGAGAAUAGCCUCAGGCCGAAUCCGUGAUCAGUAGCGCGUUCAAAAUCCAUGGAAAAUGUCCUUCCGUAGAAACCUCCUGAAAUCUGUAGUGGUACCCCCUUUGAAAUUCACCCAAAUCGUCAGUUAAUAAUAUACUUCAUCAUUGAUGGAAAAUAGUCUCAGGCCGAAUCCGUGAUCAGUAGCUAUCAAAAUUCAAGAAAAAUGGUCUUUCGACAAAUCACUUAUAAGCUAUAAUAAUACCCCUUUGAAAUCUAGCAAAUUUGGACACAAAAACAAAAUCACCCCAAAUCGUUGAUUAAUACACUUUGAUUUUUAAGCAAGGAAAAUUACUUUGGUUUUAAUAAUAAUAAUAAUAAUAAUAAUAAUUACAUAUACGUCUUUUUUUCUGAGUGAUAUCAAUAGAAGACAAGAGUUAUUCAUACAGAUCUACCCAGGACCCCUUACAAUAUAAUCUAAUGAAGCCACCCCAAAAAAUCGAAAGAUUCUAGCUCUAGACGAGACAAAAGCAGUGCUUUAAGCGCCACUUUCUGGGCAACACUGUUGGCAAUUCUAGGAACCGCCCUAAACUCUUAACAAAUGGACAAAGAGUUAAGGAUCUGACGACACUCUCGCAACACCAAACCACCAAUCGAGACUUCUAUGAUGCCAUGCUGGAUCUGCUUGACGACCACUUCGAAAUCACCUUCGACUAUUACAUAAUUACAUAUACAUCUCUCUCCACACAAACCGAGAUGGCCGUAAUAUCUUCCAACUUCUUAUACUAAUAGAAGCGCGCAUAAAAG